This is a messenger RNA of Arabidopsis arenosa, 902 nucleotides long. The record is from the annotation of a GenBank genome assembly. Lineage: Eukaryota; Viridiplantae; Streptophyta; Magnoliopsida; Brassicales; Brassicaceae.
AGAACACACAAACAGACUGUCGAAGCCGCAUGGAUUCGUUCAUAUGGGGAGGCAAUGACGAUGUAACUUGUCUUGUACGUUCCUCAAACCAGUCCACUUUUGGGAACCUCCAGCUUAAACCUCCUGUUGUAUGGCCAAGUCCAGAUACUAUCGAGUCAUCUAAAAACUUGACCCUUUUCGAACAACAGUGGGAAGAAAUGGUUAAUCGGACCCUCAAGGCUGCUACGAAAGCUGAAACUUCCUCGGCACUUAAAGUUCCUGCGCCUCCUCCUCGACCUCGGUCUCAGGAAAAGCAGAGCUGCAUAACAGAGAAAAAAGUUGGAAGUGCAGAGUACUCUGAUUCUGAUGGUCAAUUUAUGUUACGGUUUGAUCUUGGUAUGAUCUUAAUGGCAACCGACGACUUCUCUUCUGAAAAUACACUUGGCCAAGGUGGAUUUGGUACGGUCUAUAAGACAUGGAAAAGAUGGGUUGAAGGAAAGCCUGAGAUUAUAAUUGAUCCUUUAUUGAUAGAAAAUCCAAGAAACGAGAUUGUCAAGUUGAUCCAGAUUGGAUUGUUGUGUGUUCAAGAGAAUGCAACAAAGAGACCAACCAUGAGCUCUGUAUUAAUUUGGCUUGGCAGUGAGACUAUCAUCAUUCCUUUACCUAAAGCUCCUGCUUUCACUUGGAGUCGAUCCCAAUCUGAAAGUGGUGCAAUGUCAAUGAGCGACGAUGUCUUCACAGAGUUGAGUUGUCGUUGAAAGAUAAAUCAGUUAAUCAAAAUGUUGUUUCUUUUUUUGAAACUGAAGGCAAACUAUACAUUGUAUCUUGUUUGUCUUGUUCAUUAUCAUGAUCAAGGAACCUUUCAUUGUAUUUUGUGGUCUUGAGAUAUUUUCCCUUUUGGCAAAUAGACAAUUAAUGUUUGA